CGCCCGCCCCCUGCAGGCGGUUCGGGGAGGCGCCGGUCGGUUCCCGGGGACCUUUCGCUCAGCAUCUGGGAGCGCCGGGAGCGCGGCUGCUGCGGCUGCGGCGGCGCCGCGGGACCUGAGUGGAGCGGAAAGACCCAGUAGCACAAAGAUGAGGAGUGCAGCCAAGCCCUGGAGUCCAGUCAUCAAAGCUGGGAGCCAUGGGACGGAGCGUGCACGGCCCCUCCCCGCAGCCUCUUCCGGCAUGAAGAGUUCUAAAUCUUCAACUUCUUUGGCUUUUGAGUCCCGACUCAGCAAGCUCAAGAGGGCCAGUAGUGAGGACAUGCUCAGCAAACCGGGAAGUACUGCCGCUUCUGGAGUCGUUCGCCUGAAAAAGACUUCAACAGCUGGAGCCAUCUCCGAGCUCGCAGAGGGCCGCCUGAGGAGCAACUCAGGGGCUGUUACAACAACCAAAAGGACAGGCAUUCCAGCUCCUCGAGAACUUUCGGUAACUGUCUCAAGAGAGAGAACUGUGCCACGUGGUCCCUCCAACCCAAAGAAGUCAGUGUCCAGCCCAACUUCUUCCAGCACACCUACCCCUACCAAGCACCUGAGGACCACUUCCACAAGACCCAAGCAAGAGAAUGAAAGUGGAGAAAAAGCCGUGCUCGAGUCCCAGGUUCGGGAACUUUUGGCAGAAGCCAAAGCAAAAGAUAGUGAAAUUAACAGGCUUCGAAGUGAACUAAAGAAAUUCAAAGAGAAAAGGACUCUGAACGCUGAAGGAACUAAUGCUUUGGACCCAAAUGUAGAUGGAACAUCAGUUUCACCAGGUGACUCUGAACCUUUGAUAAGAGCUCUUGAGGAGAAGAACAAAAAUUUUCAGAAAGAACUUGCUGACCUAGAGGAAGAAAACCGGGCCUUGAAGGAAAAACUGACUUAUUUUGAGCAUUCUCCAAAUUCAGAAGCGGGGGCAAGUCAGACUGGUGAUAGCAGCUGCCCAACAUCUGUAACUCAAGACUCAAGCUUCGGAAGCCCAACUGGAGAUCAGUUGUCAGGUGAAAUCGAUGAAUAUAAAAAAAACAUACACGAAAAUGCAUUACGGACGUCAGGAUCUUCCAGUAGCGAUGUUACCAAAGCUUCUUUGUCACCAGAUGCCUCCGAUUUUGAGCACAUCACAGCAGACACCCCCUCUAGGCCCCUGUCUUCCACCAGCAACCCAUUUAAGAGCUCCAAGUGUUCCACCACUGGGAGUUCCCCUAACAACGUGAGUGAGUUGUCCCUGGCUUCCCUUACCGAAAAGAUACAAAAGAUGGAAGAAAAUCACCAUAGCACAGCCGAAGAGCUGCAGGCAACUUUACAAGAAUUGUCAGACCAGCAGCAAAUGGUGCAGGAAUUGACAGCUGAAAAUGAGAAACUGGUGGACGAGAAGACUGUUUUGGAAACUUCCUUUCAUCAGCAUCGAGAGAGGGCAGAGCAGCUAAGUCAAGAAAACGAGAAGCUGAUGAAUCUCUUACAAGAGCGAGUGAAGAAUGAAGAGCCCAGUGCUCAGGAAGGAAAGAUCCUUGAACUGGAACAGAAGUGUGCAGAAAUUCUUGAACAGGGCCGCUUUGAAAGAGAGAAGCUGCUCAACAUUCAGCAGCAGCUGACCUGUAGCUUACGGAAGGCUGAGGAAGAAAACCAAGGAGCUUUAGAAAUGAUUAAACACCUAAAGGAAGAAAAUGAAAAACUGAAUGGGCUUCUGGAACUGGAACGGCGUAAUAAUAGUGUGAUGGCCAAAACUCUGGAAGAAUAUAAAGUUACCUUCGAAGGGCUGAAGAUGGAAAAUGGGUCUUUGAAGGCUCAUUUGGAGAAUGAGAAGCAAAAAGCUGCAGAGACCAGUCUUGUGGGGCAAACAGCAGAGGGCUGUGAAGUUCAAGAAAUGUUGAAAGUAGCUCGAGCUGAGAAAGAUCAGCUGGAACGGUCUUGCACCGAGCUCAAACAAGAGUUACUAAAGGCACAUGGCGAAGUUAAACAUGUUUCAAGCCUACUAGCCAAGGUGGAAAAGGAUUAUUCUUACUUGAAGGAGCUAUGUGAUCAUCAAGCAGAACAGCUGAGCCGAACCAGCCUAAAACUGCAAGAGAAAGCAUCCGAGAGUGAUGCAGAGAUUAAAGACAUGAAGGAGACCAUAUUUGAAUUGGAAGAUCAGGUGGAACAGCAUCGAGCUGUCAAGUUACAUAAUAAUCAGCUCAUCAGCGAGCUAGAAAGCAAUGUGAUGAAGCUGGAAGAACAGAAGUCAGACCUGGAAAGGCAGCUCAAGACUCUGACUAAGCAGAUAAAGGAGGAGACCGAGGAGUGGAGGCGGUUCCAGGCGGACCUGCAGACUGCAGUGGUGGUGGCCAAUGACAUCAAGUGUGAGGCCCAGCAGGAGCUGCGCACUGUGAAGAGGAAGUUGCUGGAGGAAGAGGAGAAGAAUGCCAGGCUGCAGAAGGAGCUGGGGGACAUGCAGGGCCACAGCAGACCUGUGAAUGAAGAGUCAGAGCCCUGCGAGGUCGAUGCUCCUGGCCGCUGGCGUGGUGUCUGCGUGGACAGAACACCUCCAACACCUUCGGAGUCUGCUACCACUGUGAAGUCCCUUAUCAAGUCGUUUGACUUGGGACGCCCAGGUGGAGCUGGGCAGAAUAUUUCUGUCCAUAAGACCCCUAGAAGUCCCCUAAGUGGAAUACCGGUGAGGACUGCGCCAGCCGCUGCCGUCUCUCCAAUGCAGAGGCAUUCAGCGUACAGCAGUGUCCGGCCAGCCAGCAAAGGAGGGACGCAACGCCUGGAUCUUCCAGACCUUCCCCUCUCAGAUCUUCUAAAGGGAAGGGCUGAGGACCUGAAACCGGACCCUUAUCUCCGUAAGAGUCCCUCGCUCGAGUCACUGAGCAGACCCCCUUCUCUGGGCUUCGCGAGCACCAGACUGCUGAGCGCUUCCACUGGGGGCUUGAAACCACAAAGCAAACUCAGUGUGGAAAGAAGAGAUCCUCUGGCUGCCUUGGCCCGGGAAUAUGGAGGCUCCAAGCGCAAUGCUCUGCUGAAGUGGUGCCAGAAGAAGACAGAAGGUUAUGCGAACAUUGAUAUCACCAAUUUCAGCAGCAGCUGGAGUGAUGGCUUGGCGUUCUGUGCUCUGCUCCAUACCUACCUGCCUGCCCACAUCCCAUACCAGGAGCUGAACAGUCAGGAGAAAAAAAGGAAUCUCUUGUUGGCAUUUGAAGCAGCUGAAAGUGUAGGCAUCAAACCCAGCCUGGAGCUCAGUGAGAUGCUGUACACAGACCGGCCCGACUGGCAGAGCGUGAUGCAGUACGUGGCCCAAAUCUACAAGUACUUUGAGACGUAAACCCAGAGGGCCCAAGAGCAGCCGCUACCACCUGCAGUUUGUCCUGGAAGCACCUGGUCACUUUCCACAGGCCCUGCUCCAUCUGCCACCCGACUGUCUGGAUUUCAGAGGAAGGCUCAACCCAGGGGGACCAACACAAAGAAGAAGCAGAGCUGGCUUGCGCCGUGCACCCGCCAUGCAUCCAGAGGCACUGGGAGUGUACGUCGAGGAAGCUUCGCUCUGCCACGGCCUUCCUCCUUCCAGACCCGAGUCUACUCCCGGCUCAUUCCCACGACCCCAGGACGACAUCUCCAGUCACACUGCGUGUCUACACACGUGAGCUGCACUGAGUUCAUGACAAAUGGCACUUCCAAAUCUGUCAUCUUUUUACUAAAAAUCCUGACUUUUUCCUUUAUAAAAACCUUGCCCUUGCCACUCCCCACCCCCUCAAAAAAAAAAAAACAACAAAAUGCAAAAAGUCAAAGAAACGUUAGCUCUCAAGCAGCCUGGAAACAAGCAGCCCUGUGUCUGUGGGAAGUAUACUCCUGUUCUGGGUAACACUUUUAACACCUAGAACUUGAUUACAUUUUUUAGAUCUCACCGUCACUUACUUAUUUGAUUCCUUGGAUGGAAGAAAAAACAUUUGAGAAUGCAGAGGAGCCCCUGGGUGGCGUGCCGCAGUGUCCCGUGGGGAGUCCUACAGCUGGAAGCGGUGCUGCCCCAUGGCUGUGUGCUUGGCCGCGGUCACACGCAGACCUCCCUCUCGGCCGACCGCCUCUGUGCUGAUGCGCCUGCUCUGUUCGUCCCCCAUUUAUCCACACUCUCGUUCACACCCACACACAUUUGUCCCAUGUGCAGAACUUAACAGAAAGUCACUCGUGUGAAAUUGCGUGUGCCUGCCGGGGCCUUCGUGCAUUUGCACAAACAGGCUGAAGAUGUGUAUUUCUUGGACAGACAGCAAAUUUAAACAUUUCAACCCAAGACUUAGUUUUCGGUACUUGGGCAGGCCUUUUACGUCUGUGUGGGAAAGGAAGCCCUUAGGGGGAGGUAGCGAUGGCUCCGUUUAUAAUUGAACAAAAGAAAAUGCGGUUUCGGCUGACCUGCCAGCACCCUGAGUGGCGGCAGAGCUCUCGGAGCGGCCAUGGUCACCUCGGAAGCGCUCGGCGCAGGAACCACCUGGUGGCUCUCUGAUGUUCGUCUUGGGAAAACAGGUGCCCGUUGCAUAGCGGAUGAGGGUGUGGUUCACACUGGCGGUUGAGGUGGCUUCGUCAGUGCCCGUCGCUCUGUGGGACUGCUCACCACGAGUCACCAGUCACGAUACUGCCGUCAAUACUUAAAGCCAGUCUGCAUGGCUGCUCGAGCCUUGUUCACAGUGGACGCCUGGAGGCUGCGGUCCCUGUGCUGGGACGGCAGCUCGGCCCCCCUCAGGCCGCCUCUGCGGGCGUGGCGGAGGGACCUGCCCUCGUGCCCAGGCCGCGCGCUGCCCUGCUGUGGUUCUCCUCUGUGCUCUAGAUCCGAACCUUCCGGGGAGCUUGUUGAAAACACACACUCCUGCCUGGCCUGUCAGUUGAAUCAGAACCUCUGGAAGGGGACCAAGGAUGUGUUCUCUGUGUUUGCCAAGUUCCCUGAGAGCCCCUGAGAGGAAAGUGCCCCGUGCAUCUCAGCCCCACGCGGGGCAGUGAGCACAGGUCGCUCCAGAGCAGGGUUUGGUGCUGAAACCGCGGAACUGGCCCCUCUGUUUUCAGACGGAAGUUGGAGGCGCAGUCUGAACACACGUAACUGACUCCUUCCUGUGAACACACCCACAGGGAGGUUCCUCCUUGUGUUGCUUCAUGCAUCCGUCUUGUUGACGUAACUGGUACAUUUUCAUCAUCCCCAUGCUUCGCUGCUCACCAGCACAGUGGGGAAGAGUCAUAUCCCCGUAGUUGGGCUGAGCUGUGGAUUGUUGUUUAAUCUGGGGGUCCUACAGGGCUUCGUGGGGAGAUGCAGUGGAGGUCCUGGGAUCCCCGGAGAGGUAUCUGGUGUUCCAGGUGCCUCUUCUGUGAUUACCGCAAAUGCUUGAGAAUGAGCCCCAGCAGAGCUCUCUCUGCAGGGGUGGUGUUGCUGUUGCCCCUCCCUCCACGCUGGAGCCUGCUCCCUUUAGGUUAAAAAAAGGAAAGAAAUGGCAUGUGAAAGAAAGGCCACGUGCAAUUUACUUUUAUAAGUCACAGAAGUUCCUUGACCACCAUCAUCUUGGCCAGUGGGCGUGAUUACAGCAGAGGAAGUGUGUCCUGCUCACGGAAACACAGGUGGUGUUUGGGGGCAGGUGUGACGCUGCGGGACCUUGGUUUAGGGGCUGAAGGCAGACGGGCUGCGGGGUCAGGCCUUCCAGCACUGCAGGCCGGGGCUGGGCCACAGACUGGAGUUUUUAGACCCAUUUUGAAUUGGAAAGCUCAGAGCACAAGGCAAAUGUGGGAAAUUGAUAAAUUGAGAAGACAGGAUGGUGCCAGCCAUUGUGUCAUCCCCAGUUUCCUGUCCUGAGGCUGCAGUAUCCAUGUUUCUUCCCAUCUUUCUUCAGCCAAUACCUAGUCCUUUAAAAUUAUUUGGUGGUUCUGCAGAUCCUUUUUUUAAAAAAUGUAUUAAUUUUUAUGUAAAAGACAGAUGCAAAAUGCAAGGCCCAGCAGAGUGGAGGAGUCUUUAAAGAGAAGACCGUGGCUGUCUGCACUGUGAGUUGUUUCAUGGACUUGAAUUCCAGCUGACGGCUGACGGGCCGGGGCCGGGCCCCCUGGCGUGAGCACUGUGAGGAAGUGGGCGAAUUUGCACUUCCUCGGAAGCCAAGUUAGUCUUUGGUUUUUGUUCUUCAUUCAGUUGUUAUGUUAUAGGUUCUGUUGAGACCAUCCAGAGUGUCCCAAAGUGAUGAACCGUGUGGUGACACGCAGGCAGCUAGGACGAGUGUCUGCAGUGUUCUCUUCCUCUCAGAAACACUGGCCGGGCCCUCCCAGUCUCCCCCUCCCGCCUCCCCAGGGAGGGCAGGCCGGGCACCACCCCCUGUGCCAGUCCAGCAGCAGCUCUUCCUUCCAAAGCUUGAGUGCCAUUUUGCGAUGAACUACCCCUGAUAUGCAGGAAAGGACGUAGCCUAGCAACCUUUUUAAAAAGUCUUUUUAAUGUCUCCUUUGCCCAAGUUCACUGGGUCUUUCACUUCUCUGACCCAGGUUGGAGUUUGGCUAAAUCUGUAACAUCUGAGUAGCUCACUGUUUAACUACAUUAGUUGAAAGCAGUUGAUACAUCUGUGGCCUCGUAUCUACAAAGAGCACCCCAGAUUGUCCCAGUGUUGUCAGGACAUGAUGUGCCAACAAAGAUGUAUUUAACUAUUAACAUGAACGUGUACUGUGUAUAUGACUCUGUAAUAUUUCUAAUAAAUAUAUUUUGUUUCUGUCUGA
Messenger RNA from Equus caballus (horse), 6726 nucleotides. It is a transcript of the gene SPECC1, whose product is annotated as sperm antigen with calponin homology and coiled-coil domains 1. The record is from RefSeq and is a predicted model, not a curated record. Lineage: Eukaryota; Metazoa; Chordata; Mammalia; Perissodactyla; Equidae. Gene Ontology annotation, cellular component: microtubule organizing center; filamentous actin. Gene Ontology annotation, biological process: actin cytoskeleton organization. Gene Ontology annotation, molecular function: protein binding.